AUGUUUCCUUUUUCUUUCUACCUCCUUUUUCUUUUUCCUCCCUUCUUUCUUUCUUUUUCUUUCUUUCUUUUCUUUCUUUCUUUUUCUUUCUUUGCUUUACAUUAUUCUCUUCUGUCUUUUUCAUUCUUUUUCUUUCUUUUUUCUUUCUUUUUCGUGUUUCUUUUUUCUUUCUUUUUUCUUUCUACUUUCUUUUUUUUCAUUCUUUCUUUCUUUUUCGUUCUUCCUUUUUUCUUUAUUAUUCUCUUCUUUCUUUUACUUUCUUUUUUUAUUUUUCGUGUUUCGUGUUUCGUGUUCUUUUUUCCUUCUUUCUUUUUCUUGUUUCUUUCUUUUUCUUUGUUUUUCUUUCUUUCUCUUUCAUUAUCACUUUUUCUUUCUUUCUUUUUCUUUCUUUCUUUCUUUUCAUUAUUCUCUUCUAUUCUUCUUUUCCUUUCUUUUUUCUUUCUUUUUCUUUCUUUUUUCUUUCUACUUUCUUUCUCUUUUUUAAUUCUUUCUUUAUUUAUUUCUUCUUCAUUAUUCCCUUCUUUUUUUACUUUCUUUUUUUAUUUUUCAUGUUUCGUUUUCUUUCUUCUUUCUCCUUCUUUCUUUUUCUUUCUUUCUUUUUUCUUUCUUUCUUUUUCAUUAUCUCUUUUUUCUUUUUACUUUCUUUUUUCUUUCUUUCUUUUUUGUAUGUUUCAUUAUUCUUUCUUUCUUUCUUUCUUUCUUUCUUUCUUUCUUUCUUUCUGUUAUUAG
Acanthosepion pharaonis is the source of this 729-nucleotide messenger RNA. The record is from the annotation of a GenBank genome assembly. Lineage: Eukaryota; Metazoa; Mollusca; Cephalopoda; Sepiida; Sepiidae.